Molecule: messenger RNA, 5524 nt
Organism: Drosophila teissieri
Lineage: Eukaryota; Metazoa; Arthropoda; Insecta; Diptera; Drosophilidae
Gene: nahoda
Exons: 11
Coding region: 845-4888 (1347 amino acids)
Source: RefSeq, a predicted model, not a curated record
CUGGAGUGCGGACGUGUGGUGCGCUUGAGUCUGCGAUUUCCUGCUGCGCUUUGCGGUGUCGUCGCAUUUUUCGUGCCUUCCGGAGCGUGGAUCCCCUGGAUUUUUGUGGUCGUUGUGCAAGUGCGCGGCAGUCACGUACAGCCGUUGCAACAAAGUACGAGAAAUCGAAAAAAACAAUCCGCCAGAAGUAACCAAAUCAAUGUGGCAAAUAGUGUACCUUCGAUGCGCGCUCGUUGAUUGAUUAACACAUCACCUCCCACACAAACACGCCGAGUGUAAAGUACUCAGUACUACUACCUGUGGGUGCAAUCCGCUGCAAAUUGGAAUUGGAAUUGCAACUGCGCGGUGUGCAUCCCCAGCGGAGAACGCUGAAGAAACCAAAACCAAACAACAACAAAAAAAGAGUUUAAAGUGCCGCGGCUGCAUUGUUUUGACUUUGAUCGUGUGUCGUGGUCUCCACCACCCUUCAUCCGCCCCGUUGGCCCUCGACGCAGCGCGUGCGUGUUGCAACUUUUGAUUAGCUUUGGAUUCCGAUUCGGAUUGCGAUCUCGCAGUGCGCCUGCAUUUUUCGUAACUUAUCGCCGCCCACAUCUUAACUGGCAUUUGCCACGGCGGCUCGUCCUCCUCCUUCAGAGUCAACCGUUUGCCGGCUGAGAUGUGCGUCCAAUUUGUGGCGAAAUUAAUUAUAUAAUUGCCAAAACACCGCCAAAAUCCCCGUAAAAAUCAAUUGCACAAAAGAAGAGAAAGAGAAGCGCUUCAAUAAACACGCCAAGCGGUGCUAAUGCGAAAGGAAACUCCCCGACAAUCGCCGAUUUUUGUAUUGUAAAGAAAUAAAUUAUACAAAAUGUCUAUACAAAGCACAAGACAUUCGCCAUUCGCAUGGACCACAAGAGGCCUGCUGCUGCUCGCCACCUGGUGCUGCUACCUCGGAUACCUCGGAUCGGAGGCCCAUGUGGCCCUCACCUAUCCACCUGCCCGCAAGUUCGACCUGGACUUUCUGGACAAUGCGCGCACGAAGGCGCCAUGUGGCAUGCCCAAAGGCUCCAUCCGCACAUCGCUGCUCUCUGGCACGCAGUUCAACGUCACCUGGCACUUGGCCUAUGCGCACAAGGGCGGCUUUCGGUUGCAACUGUUGGAUGCCCUCGAUCGACCUGUUCUGGACCUAACGCCCCACGUAAAUAACUCGGAGUUUGUGAGCACUGAUGUCACUGCCCAGUCCUACGAAGUGAAGAUACCGAACGACUUUGAGUGCUUUAACUGCACUCUUCGGCUGCUACGCCAGGCAGAUGAGUGGACCACCAGCUAUCGCUUCUGGUCCUGCGCCGAUGUGGACAUCAAGCUGCGGAAGGACUUCAAGGAGACCUGUUCCGGCAAUGGCAAGUACUUCCCCUCGCGGUGCAAGUGCGACAAGAACUUCUAUGGCCCGCAGUACCAGUACAAGGAUGAGUGCUCCGCCGACUCCGAUUGCGGUGUUCAGGGCAAGUGCGUGGAUCUGGGUGGAACCUCGCUGCCUAAGAAACAGUGCUACUGCAACUUCGGCUGGUUCGGUAUUGGAUGCAACAAACGGUCGCCCUACAAGAGCACAAGCCUCGACCUCUCCUCGUACUCCAAAAAGGAGCUCUCACCCGACUACCACGUCUACUGGAGGCUGCUCGAGGAGCAGAAGGAGAUCGAGAUGGUGCUUAAGGUCAAUAGUACGUCGUGGGUGGGCUUGGGCUGGAGACCACGUGGCAUGACACCGGAGUGCAAGAACUUCCCGCUGAUACGGGACAUCGGAGAUCUGACCACAACUCUGGAAGCCUCUGCCCCGGAACCCAAGAGCGAACCGGAACCCAAGAGUGAACCUGAACCCAAGAGCGAACCCGAACCCAAGAGUGAACCGGAGCCCAAGAGCGAACCGGAACCCAAGAGCGAACCGGAACCCAAAAGCGAACCGGAACCCAAGAGUGAGCCUGAACCCAAGAGCGAGCCGGAACCCAAGAGUGAACCGGAACCCAAGAGCGAACCGGAACCCAAGAGUGAACCGGAACCCAAGAGCGAACCGGAACCCAAGAGCGAACCGGAGCCUAAGAGUGAACCCGAACCCAAGAGCGAACCAGAGCCUAAGCAAUUAGCCGAGCUUAGGUCCGCACCAGAACCAAAAAGUGAGCCUGAGCCUAAGAGCGAACCGGAGCCUAAGAGCGAACCGGAACCUAAGAGCGAACCGGAACCCAAGAGUGAACCCGAACCCAAGAGUGAACCCGAACCCAAGAGUGAACCCGAACCCAAGAGUGAACCUGAACCCAAGAGUGAACCCGAACCCAAGAGUGAACCCGAACCUAAGAGUGAACCAGAACCCAAGAGUGAACCGGAACCUAAGAGCGAACCAGAGCCGACUAGCGAGCCUGAACCAAAGAGUGAACCAGAACCCAAGAGCGAACCGGAGCCCAAAAGCGAACCAGAACCAGCCAGUGAGCCGGAACCCAAAAGUGAACCGGAACCGAAGUCUGAGCCGGAGGCCCAGAGUACGAAAUCCAAGAGAGUUGCUGGAGAUUUUGCUAAAAAGGGUGUCUCUUCAGUUUCUACAAGUGUUUCAUAUCGCGUUAGCACCAAGUCAGAUCGCCAACGGCGUGAAGCUGAUUCACCCAAAUACCGCCUGAAUCCCUACACACCACGCCACGACUUCAACGGCAUGGACUGCACGGACAUCGUGAUCGGAGCAGCCCGAGGAAUGGCCAGCAGAGUGGGUGACUACUACAGCCGUGACCGAUCGACGCCCCACAUCGACGAGUUCUUCGGCGGCAAGUCAAACCUGGCCUUGGGCACGGGCUUUGAGGAGAAUGGCGUGACCACGAUCAUCUUCCGCAAGAAACUGGUCGCAAAUGAACCCACCGAUCACACCCUGGACGAUGCGCUCACCCAUGUGAUUUGGGCCAAGGGUCAGGAGCCGGAGGCAUAUGUGCAUGUGCCAGCUUCUGGUCUGGAAACACAGACCGCUACUGUCAAAAACUUCUAUAAGCAGGAUGAACUCAAGUACCACGGACACCAAAUGCAGCGAGGCGUCACCCAGAUCAAUUUCUUCGAAAAAGAAAAGACAGCCACGAGCACAGACCGUAACGACCUGGGCACCAAUGUGCUGGAUAACGAUUGCUAUGGUCAUUGGAAGUAUCCGUCCAACUGCUCUCCCCAGGAGCACACCUGCGAGUACUACGCCAGUUGGGAGACGGCCGGAAAGGGUGACGAGAUGCGCUGGCACAUUGAAACGUCGAACACGCAGACCUGGACGGGAAUCGGUUUCAGAGAUGACCAGCGUAUGUCGCAGACGGAUGCGAUCAUUGGCUGGGUGGACGGACGCAGCGGAAGACCCUUCCUUAUGGACACCUGGGUGUUGGGCUACGCUUCGCCGAAGCUAGAUGAUCGCCAGGACAUCUACAACGCAUCCGGACGCAUUGAAAAGGGUGUGACCAUUCUGGAGUUCAAUCGCAAGCGGAUCAGCAACGACGAACAGGACUUGUCCUUCACUGAGGACCACUGCCUCUAUCUAUUCUUCCCGGUUCUGGGCGGUGCCUUCAAUGUGGUGAACAAGAAGAUCCGCAAGCACGAGCAGGUUCCUCCAAUCUCUUCUCAGCGUGUCUGCAUCAAAUCCUGUGGCAAGGAACUGGAGUCCGUUUUUGUGGGCACCAGCACUCCGGCUCCAAGCCGUCUUGUUUACGCCGUGGCCGUUAAGCUGAUGAACCUGGGCGAAUCCUAUGAGGCACCGAAGCCGGGAACCGUGGAGUUCAACAACCUGGCAGCCACUAUAUCAGAUUCAUUCAAUGGCAUCCUAAGUCCUUUGGCUGGCUACUAUAAAACGGAUAUUCUGGGCUUUGAAAAGGAGGGCAGCACCAUGGUGGCCAAGGUGCAGGCCAUGUUCGACAAGGCGGAUGUGGAGAAGAUGCACGCGUUAGAAACCAACGAGGUGGACAAAACCAGCGAGGCAGCAGCCCAGAAGAACGCCGAUGUGAUUCGUUCGGCUCUGAAGGAUCAGAUUGCCACCGGUCGCGUGGGAUCUCUAACGGUGGAUCCUCAGUUCUUGGACUUUGAGGCAUUGGAAUACAAGAGCUCCUCCGAGCCCAAUGCCAAGGAGACACUGCUCUCCUUCUUCGAUCUCUCCGAGACACGUUUGUACAUCGUCCUGGGACUGAUUGCGGCCCUGGUGCUCAUCGCGUUGAUCCAGGCCUUCUGCACCAUUUGGAAGACAUCGCGAAAGAGCAAGAACACGAAGGAGAAACUGAUCCAGAACUCGCCCUGGAAGGAGUUCGCCUCGAACACCAACUAUGCCUUCGAUCCUUAUGGCGAAACGGAGGAGAAGAACAUUACCAACAGCACCACGGGCAAGGAGAAGUCGCGCAACCGCCAUCAGUCGACCACGAGCAGCCAGCAGACGACACUACCCAUGUCCCAUUCGCCCACCAGCAAGUCCCAGAUGUACUACGAGAGUCCAAACGGUCAGGGCAAAAGCUCCAAUGGCAACGGCAGUCGGACCAACGGACGCGCCACCCAAGAGAGCAGCGUCGGUGGAGCACCCUAUUCCCGGAGCUCCUAUGCGGAGCGCGCCUACUCCCUGCCGCGGCAGGCGCAUCAAUACCAGCAGAGCCCGGCCAGCAUGCAGCCCUCGGGUUACUACACCCACGACAGGCGGGCCGCGCGCCAAGGAAGCCGGGAUAGGGAGCGCGAGCGCGAGAGGGAGGAGGAGCGGCGCCAGCGCCAGGACCGCGAUCGGGACUCUGGCUACGACCGGUCGCGUGACGAUCCGCGACAGAACGGUGGAUCCGAUACGCCCGACUUCUACUUCAUGCCCUCGCAGCGCAAGUAUUCCGGGGAGGUAGUACGCGUCUAUGUGGACUACAACAAGGAUCCGAAGCACUAAAGCUCAAAACACAUCCGAUUAUUUAAUGCUCGUUUUAAGUUCUACCCUUACUCUGUUUCGUCACACACAACAAAAAUAUUAAGAAUGUCAAUUGGAUCUUUUGUCUUCUUAAAAUAGGAUUGUAUAACACAUUCAACAGAUUUUGAAAUUAUCACUAAAAUAGUUUUGCCGUUGAAUACAUACAGAAUGUAUUUGAUAAGCGAAAACCUUAAAUGAAUCAUUCCAAGCUUACCUUUGUUUCAAAGAGAGCCAAUUGACAUCAAUCUGAUAAUUAUCUGUGCACUUUUGUUUCCAAUAUGAGCCCUCCUUAGUUUCGAUUUUGCCAUAACGCAGUUGCGCUGCAGCGGCGUUUCCAGGUGCGCAAGCUUUACCACAGAACGCACAACGCAUGAUUCCACAACUUAGUGAAUUGUAAAUAUUUUGAAUAGACAUUAAAACUCUUGCAAACGAGAAACAAAUCCAAGCCACACAAAUCACACAAAAUUAUAAAGCAAGCUUUGCAGUUAGGUACGUGCAUACAUAAUGUUUUCGCAUUGUCUUAUCGUAAAUGUGCAAAGAAACAUAGUCACUGUAUUUAAUCAAAUUAAAUAUACGCAUUAAGUACAUAUAAAUAAAGUUAAGUACAUCCAAAAAGAA